Messenger RNA from Carcharodon carcharias (great white shark), 1072 nucleotides. RefSeq names its product 15-hydroxyprostaglandin dehydrogenase [NAD(+)]-like. Lineage: Eukaryota; Metazoa; Chordata; Chondrichthyes; Lamniformes; Lamnidae. The record is from RefSeq and is a predicted model, not a curated record. Gene Ontology annotation, molecular function: oxidoreductase activity, acting on the CH-OH group of donors, NAD or NADP as acceptor. The transcript has 7 exons. Gene Ontology annotation, cellular component: cytoplasm. The coding region runs from base 205 to 999 and encodes 264 amino acids.
CGACCAAAUGAAACGUACAGGAAAUAUAAGCGCACUUUGAGAUCGGUACACAAGAUUGGGAGGCGACGAGUCGCGGAUUCAUUAGAACAAGGGGUGCGGUCUUUCUCGGUUUCUUGAAAUUGAGAUAAGCACGUCCGGCUGGCAUUAGUCACUACUUGGAGCUCUUCUGUACGCUGCAAUUCCACUGCUGCUUCGGCUCCCGGAAUGGACCUGAAAGGGAAAGUUGCGUUGGUGACUGGAGCUGCCCAAGGAAUUGGGAAAGCAAUCGCUGAAAUAUUGUUGAAGAACGGGGCGAAGGUAAGUCUGUUAGAUACCAAUGUACAAGUUGGUGAAGCAACUAAAGCUGCCUUUGAACAGACCUAUGGAGCUGAGAACAUUUUGUUUCUUCCGUGUGAUGUGACGUCUGAAAAUCAGUUGAAAGAUUCUUUCAGCAAGACUCUUGAAAAAUUUCAGAGAUUGGAUGUGGUUUGUAACAAUGCAGGGAUCGUUGAUGAGUUAAAUUUGGAGAAAUGCCUCAAUGUAAAUCUGGUUAGUGUGAUCAAAGGAACCCACCUGGGCAUAGAGCACAUGAGUAAAGAGACUGGAGGUGCAGGAGGAGUGAUUGUUAAUAUCGCCUCCAUGGCAGGUCUGAUUCCCUUUAGCAUUGGACCAGUUUAUUCAGCCUCGAAGCAUGGAGUGGUGGGAUUCACUAAAUCACUGGCUUUGACCUGCUUUGGGAAGCAUGGAGUUAAAUUACAUGUACUGUGUCCUGGUUUUGCUGAAACCGUCCUUUUGGAAAGUCUGCAAUCGUCGAAGGUUCCAGGACAGAAGGAGAAACUGCAGGCAAUGGUUGCGAUGAUUGGAAUUGCGACGACAUCCCAGAUUGCAGAGGGAUUCUUGCACCUUGUCAUGGAUCAGAGCAGGACUGGAGCAUCGAUGAAGGUGUAUGGCGAAGGCAAGUUUGAGUAUGAGGCCCAACCUCUGGAUGCUGAUCCAGGAACUUGGAAACCUACUGAGUGACCUAAUGAAUAUGAGCCACCGAAGAUAAUGAAAAGUUCAGAUCCGGUCAGAAAUAAAAUGUUUUACCCUUUAA